Suillus clintonianus is the source of this 835-nucleotide messenger RNA. RefSeq lists its product as uncharacterized. NCBI's taxonomy places the organism in Eukaryota, Fungi, Basidiomycota, Agaricomycetes, Boletales, Suillaceae. The record is from RefSeq and is a predicted model, not a curated record. The transcript has a single exon. Bases 210 to 686 code for a protein of 158 amino acids.
GGUUCAACUCGGAGUGAUUUGGCAGGCGAAGCGAGGAGUUUGAAAUUUGGCAGAUGCCGGUCGUGCCGAAGCCUUUGGGUAGUCAUAGUAUUUGGACAGUGUUAGCCAUACAAAGUUCCAUCAUUCGCAUCGUUCAAAGCAUCGUAUGCCUUAGCUAACUGAUUAUAGCGCAUCUAGGAGCAGUAUUAAAUGUUGAUUAGGACAAUCAAAUGAUACCUUUUCAUGCAUUAUACCCACCCAUGAUGCAGCCUGAACAUUUGGCUUGGAUGGUCAAUCCUUCCAGCCUGGACGAGGAAGGAAAGAUUCUCGCUGUCCUCAAGAUACUUUGUGGAUUGCGGAUGACGGUCAUGGACCUCAUGCUGUACUCGAUCUCGCAAAGACCUCCAUGGCAACUUGGAGGGAAGGUUUUUUUCGGAGCAAGGCACUUGUACAAUUUCUUGGGCGCCGACGAGCGAGCGAGCGAGCACCUCCGUGUCAGUUUACGACCCCUUGCUAUUCCAAUGGUUGUUCGUCGCCGCUGCGCCCUGAGCGGGGCCAUCUGGCUUUCUGUAACAAACCUUAUAGUCAGGCUGGUUACACUAUAUAAGGAAUAUACAAGGACUCAUGGCACCCGACACGUUGACGAUCGACUGAACGUUGCCGACGGUCAUCGAUUUUUUACAUCCUUUGCGUUCAGUGUUCACUGAACGAAUACUGCCAUUAUCCACAGGCAAACCGAAUGGAAGGAAGGCGCUGACGGCCCGGCCACUGUCUACGAAGGAGAGAUUGCGGGAGUGAUACUUGCCAAGGGCGCCGCAACUGCCAGUUGACAAGGGAGGCGAGAGUCAGGUCAGUG